AUGGCGCAGGGGAUGGCGUCCCAGAUUGCAGCGUUUAGCUGCGUCGUGUAUGGCCUGGGCUGGGUGCACGUGCUUCUACUCGGACUGCUCGUCGCCCUUCUGGGACAGAUGGCUUUCGAUGCGAGCGGCCUGUGCACGUGGGCGAAGCUGCGGCCUGAUGUUUCGGACUCCCUGCUCUACUGCUUCUUCCCCCUGCACAUCCUCAACUUCGCCCUGUCCCUGCUCCUGUCUUCCCUGUCCUUGCUGACCUGGGCCUUCUCCCAAGCACACGCCUGCGGGCUCUGGUCGUGGCCACAAGCAGACGUAGACAUCGCCGAGCUGGUGCGGGGCGCCGUGCUGGGAGUGGUGUGCUUUGAGGCUGUCCCCUUGACGUUGCGCCGGCUCUGCUCUCAGACAGCCCCUACACCUGUUCACCUCAUCCAGUACGGCUCAAGAGAAGGCCGGAUUGCGCAGAACAUGGAGGAGCGAACUCUCCACGAGCCGGGUCCCAUGCGGAGGACCGUGCGCCUGGAGGUUCUGGAGGUGAGCAUCAAGACCUACACGGGGCAUUGGGCCCGAUGGCUCCUGCGCUGGCCCACCACACUGGCCUUGGAGGUGGAGGCCCUCCCCGAGCUCGCGGGCCGGCGGGUCCAGCCCAGCACGUUCCGGACUCGCUGCCUGAACUAUCUGAGCUUCCUGGGGCGCACGAGCUCACCGGGGUGCUGCAGCUGCAGCGCCCGGGAGGAGGCCCUGGCGGCGCUGACGGUGGAAGGUGACUUGGACCACUUCAUGCUCAAGAUCUACGAGCAGGGCGCGCGCACGCCCCGGUGGACGAAGGCGUACCCCUGGACCCGGAAGUAUGCGGACGCCCUGGAAGCAAACAAGGCGGAGUGGAUCGAGGUGGUGGAGCUUGACGAUCUUGGACCUCAGAGAAGUAUCCUGUACGACCGAUGGUACUUCUUCUUCGGCGUGCGAACCGGGGAGUUCCCGGCGCGGGUUAAGAUCAAGGUGCAGCAGACGCUGACGCCUGGGAUGCCCAGCAGCAUCAAGCAAGUCCGCCCCGUGACAACCACGAGGCAGACCAUCGUCACCACAAAGUUUGGUGACUGGACGACGACCUAA
This is a messenger RNA of Symbiodinium natans, 1101 nucleotides long. The record is from the annotation of a GenBank genome assembly. NCBI's taxonomy places the organism in Eukaryota, Dinophyceae, Suessiales, Symbiodiniaceae.